Biomphalaria glabrata is the source of this 1686-nucleotide messenger RNA. Its product is annotated as mitochondrial 2-oxoglutarate/malate carrier protein-like. The record is from RefSeq and is a predicted model, not a curated record. Gene Ontology annotation, biological process: malate transmembrane transport; succinate transmembrane transport; phosphate ion transmembrane transport. Bases 78 to 1022 code for a protein of 314 amino acids. The transcript has 10 exons. NCBI's taxonomy places the organism in Eukaryota, Metazoa, Mollusca, Gastropoda, Planorbidae. Gene Ontology annotation, molecular function: antiporter activity; thiosulfate transmembrane transporter activity; succinate transmembrane transporter activity.
UUUUUGACCCCGUGUUUAGUCUUAGCAACUGCUGUGUCAAAGGCUAUUUCCGGCUAAAGCGAAAGUGAAGGACAAAAAUGUCUGCUCCCGCAAAGAAUGCCGAGCCCCAGCAAAUGGGAAAAGGAAUUAAAUUUCUAUUCGGUGGUAGUGCCGGAAUGGCAGCAACUGUUUUUGUUCAGCCUUUGGACCUUGUUAAAAAUCGCAUGCAACUUAGUGGUGUUGGUGGUGCCAAAAAACAGUACAAAACUAGUUUUCAUGCACUUUCUUCUAUCCUCAAGAAUGAAGGGCUAUCAGGGAUAUACACAGGUCUAAGUGCCGGACUGUUGCGCCAAGCCACAUACACUACCACACGAUUAGGGAUAUACACAUCACUUUUUGACAUGAUGUCCAGAGAUGGAAAACCUCCAAACUUUAUUUCGAAAGCUUUAAUUGGUGUUACUGCUGGUGGCAUUGGUGCUUUUGUUGGUACCCCUGCAGAAGUAGCUCUGAUCAGAAUGACUGCUGAUGGAAGGUUACCUUUAGAAGAGAGAAGAGGAUAUAAAAAUGUUUUCAAUGCCCUGGCAAGGAUUGUAAGAGAGGAAGGAGUCUUGACAUUAUGGAGGGGUUGUAUACCAACAGUUGGUAGAGCUAUGGUUGUGAAUGCUGCUCAGCUUGCUUCCUACUCACAAGCUAAACAAAUGCUGAUUACCACAGGUUAUUUUCAAGAUGGCCUUUUCCUCCAUUUUGUUGCCAGUAUGAUUAGUGGUCUUAUCACUACAGCAGCCUCCAUGCCAGUUGAUAUUGCUAAAACAAGGAUACAGAACAUGAAAACAGUUAAUGGCAAACCAGAAUACUCAGGAGCUGUUGAUGUUCUGUCCAAAACAGUCAGACAAGAAGGUUUCUUUAGUUUGUGGAAAGGCUUUACACCUUACUAUGCUCGACUGGGUCCUCAUACAGUAUUGACUUUCAUUUUUCUUGAACAGAUGAAUAAAGCUUAUCGUCGUUAUGUCCUUCAUGACGAAUCUGCCAGUGGUGGCUUGUAGUAGAGAAACUCAAGAUGCUGCUUGACUUGACAUGUAUUGAUGUAUAACAAUGUAGACAGAUGUGAAAUGAAAUGCUUUAUUUUUCUCACAUAUAUUGUAGUAGGGAAUAAAGUAUGUCCUUCAAAGUAAUUUUAGAACAUGUUUCAGAUGAACUUAUUUAUAUUGUAAAAACUAAGUAGGGCCUAGAGCAUUCUUUACAAUGUGUUUAGUCUCAUGUUUUAUAGUAUUUAUGAAGUUACAUAAUUGUAUGUUGUGCUCUAAUUUUUGUUAAUAGUUCUUGAGUUAAUGCUCAAAAUGAAUGUAAUGGUUGUUCAACUUUGGUGCUUGUAGUACUGGUCUAGACCAUAACCUGCUAGAUAUUUUAAGUUUGUGUAUCUUUUGAGAAACAAAUGACUAAGUAUUUUGAAUAUUUUUGCUAAUGUUGAGUAGUAAUAUUCAAGUGAGUGAUAUAUACUAGGUUUAAAAAAAAUGGGGUUACAUCUUUAGCAUAUUUCAUUAGGUAAAUACUAGAGCUCUAAAAUUAAAUAUUUUACAAGUUGCUAGUAUAGUCACUGUUUCUGAGGCAGCAUAGUUGAUUGAUCUCCAGCUUAUUUGUUUUUAACUUAAUGUCUUGAAAAAAAUAAUCAAAAGCAAGUAUUUUAAAUAUAUGUUGAAUCUUUCCUGU